GCUAUUAAACUGUGGAAGAGGAAAGUGGGCCCCUUGAAUGAGGCGGACACCAGUGAAACACCAUCGGAAAAAAUCAUGUUGAUGCUGUGCGGACUGCCGUGUAGUGGCAAGUCGACAUUGUCACAACACUUUCUGGUCCCGGCGGGCUACGUCAGAGUUUGCCAAGAUGUGCUCAAGUCGAAGGAGAGAACCUUAAGAGAAGUAGAGCGGCUCUUGGAGGAAGGCCGGAGCGUCGUGCUCGACCGCACCAACACUGACAAGGCUCAGAGGGCGCCCUUUAUCAGUUUGGCCAAACGCUUUAAUGCUAAGGUGUGU
This is a messenger RNA of Perkinsus marinus ATCC 50983, 315 nucleotides long. RefSeq lists its product as hypothetical. NCBI's taxonomy places the organism in Eukaryota, Perkinsozoa, Perkinsida, Perkinsidae. The annotation marks the transcript as partial. The record is from RefSeq and is a predicted model, not a curated record. Gene Ontology annotation, biological process: DNA repair. The transcript has a single exon. Gene Ontology annotation, molecular function: double-stranded DNA binding; ATP-dependent polydeoxyribonucleotide 5'-hydroxyl-kinase activity; polynucleotide 3'-phosphatase activity.